UGUUAUUUCGUGUCUUUGUCUAUCCAUUCAUCCAUUCAGUGUUUUAUUACUCAACAAAACGUUAAGAUGAGAUCAGUGAUCGUAUUGAGUGUUUUGGUUUUGUUGAUUGUGGGCGCAGUCUAUGGUCAGGAAAACUUCCACCGAUUCUGCGGCGGAAACGAGGACUGCAAACACACCGACAAG
Molecule: messenger RNA, 183 nt
Organism: Oppiella nova
Lineage: Eukaryota; Metazoa; Arthropoda; Arachnida; Sarcoptiformes; Oppiidae
Source: the annotation of a GenBank genome assembly